GUUAGGUUGAAAAAUCUCUCGGAGGAUACCCGUGGCAGUUACAUCCCGAACAUUAAAAAAUCCAAAACUGAAUCAAAAAGUAGCUACUUUCUUCAGCAAGAUAAUAAAACCAUCUGAUAAAUUUUGAGAGCAACAAGAAGUUGUCGAAUAUGCCAGAAAUGGUUAAAAGUAUAGUUUGGAUCUUAUUGCUAUAUGGGUUGGUAUCAUUUUCUUCUCAAGAAGAAACCCGGUUCAAAAUAGAUGGGAAAGUGAUAGAGCUGGACGAAUCAAACUUUGAAUCAGCAAUCUCAGCCUUCGAUUUGAUCUUGGUCGAUUUUUACGCUCCCUGGUGCGGCCACUGCAAGCGCCUUGCUCCUCAGUUAGAUGCAGCAGCCCCUGUUCUCACUGGAUUGAAAGACCCCAUUGUUAUUGCUAAAGUAAAUGCGGACAAGUAUACUCGCCUUGCUCGUAAAUAUGAGAUUGAUGCAUUUCCUUCUCUCAAGAUAUUUAUACAUGGCAUUCCCACAGAAUAUUAUGGGCCAAGACAAUCAGAUUUGCUUAUCCGUUAUCUCAAAAAGUUUGUUGCUCCUAAUGUCACCAUUCUUAAUUCAGAUGCUGAGAUCAAAGAUUUUGUUGAUAAUGCCGGUUCUUUCUUUCCUAUUUUUAUUGGUUUUGGCUUGGGUGAGUCAAUCAUAUCUGACUUAGCCUUAAAGUAUAAGAAGAAGGCAUGGUUUGCCGUGGCAAAUGAUUUCUCUGAGGACAUGAUGGUGUUCUAUGAUUUUGACAAAACUCCAGCGUUGGUUGCUAUUCAGCCAACUUACAAUGAACGCAACAUCUUUUAUGGCCCACUUGAAGAUGAAUAUUUGGAAGAAUUUAUUAAACAAAAUUUCCUUCCCCUGUCUGUGCCCAUAAACGAUGACACACUAAACUUGCUGAAAGAUGAUAAAAGGAAUAUCAUCCUGACAUUUGUGGAGGAUGUGGCUGAUGAGAAGUCGCAGAAAUUGAUCAAGCUGUUGAAGGCUGCUGCUUCUUCAAAUCGUGACUUAGUUUUUGCAUAUGUUGGAAUUAAGCAGUGGGGAGACUUUGCGGAUACAUUUGGGGUCAAUAAGAAGUCAUUUUUGCCAAAAAUGAUCAUUUGGGAUGGUGGCGAGGAGUACCUAACUGUGAUCGAUUCUGAAAGUAUUGAUGAUGAAGACCAGGGAAAUCAAAUUUCACGUUUCCUUGAAGGAUAUAGAGAAGGACGGACAGAACAGAAAAAGAUUGCCGGUCCAUCACUAAUUGGCUUCAUCAAUUCACUUAUUGGCCUUAAAACUGUUUACAUCAUUGUAUUUCUUGUGGCAAUGCUGAUGCUUAUCAGAAGCCUUGGCCAAGAAGAUGAACCUCUUAGGGUUGGUAUUAGACCCCAGACUGAACAUGACACGGCUCCUAGAGACGAGUAUGGACCUGAAGACAAGGAAGAUUAGGGUAGGCUUUAUUUCAAACAUAAUCAUUUUGAUAACACAAUUGUUUUUAUGGAUGAAAAUACUGGAGUUGAGAAUUAUCUUUAUUUCCAUGCUUUUUCUUAUAUAUCAUAUCAUACAUUUCUUUCAAGAA
Molecule: messenger RNA, 1572 nt
Organism: Mangifera indica (mango)
Lineage: Eukaryota; Viridiplantae; Streptophyta; Magnoliopsida; Sapindales; Anacardiaceae
Product: protein disulfide-isomerase 5-2
Exons: 5
Coding region: 150-1442 (430 amino acids)
Biological process (GO): protein folding; response to endoplasmic reticulum stress
Cellular component (GO): endoplasmic reticulum
Molecular function (GO): protein disulfide isomerase activity
Source: RefSeq, a predicted model, not a curated record